AUGAUUUAUUUCCCAAAAGAUAUUCGUGACGAUUUUCAAUGGAUUGAAAAUCCUUUUACUGUUUCUAUUGAAGAGUUGAACUUCAAUACGCUUCUUGAAACUCAGAUUAUCGAUCUUUCUUGUGAUAAAACUUAUGAACAUAAAUUUAAAAAUGAAACUCUUGUAGAUUUUUGGUGUGCAGUAUAUAAUGAAUAUCCAGAACUUUCAAUUAAUGCAAUAAUAAAACUAUUACUUUUUCCUACCACUUAUUUGUGCGAAAAAGGACUUUCUACCAUGGCCAAUAUUAAAACAAAACAAAGAAACAGAUUAGAUGUCACACAUGACAUGCGCAUCAGUUUAUCUGAAAUUGUACCCCAGUGGGAAAUUUUUUGCAACAGUGUCCAAAAUCAGAAUUCACACUAA
Acyrthosiphon pisum (pea aphid) is the source of this 402-nucleotide messenger RNA. Its product is annotated as protein FAM200A-like. The record is from RefSeq and is a predicted model, not a curated record. The transcript is spliced from 2 exons. The coding region runs from base 1 to 402 and encodes 133 amino acids. NCBI's taxonomy places the organism in Eukaryota, Metazoa, Arthropoda, Insecta, Hemiptera, Aphididae.